ACUAUCUCUAUCUCUGCAGUAUCUCUAUCAACGCUUGAUAGGGUUUUUGUAGGGUGUAAUGCGAUUCGAGACUCGAUUUUUCCCAGUAGGAAUUUCCUCAUUAAUAGCAGAAAAGUCUGUUUAAUGCGAGUCUCGGUCGUUUCUCUCUGCGAAUUUCUUUGUUCUCGUUUCGUCCCCAGGCAUGAACCGGUGAAAUGCUGCGACAUCAGGGAGUUGACGGAUUUCAUCGCGGAUAAGCGACGUCUGCUCGUGCUCACCGGUGCCGGGAUCUCGACGGAAAGCGGCCUGCCCGACUACAGGUCCGAGGAUGUCGGCUUGUACAAGAGGAACGGCAAAUCGCCUCCCUACGUUCCGAUCAGCUACCAGCAAUUCAUCAAUAACCACCGAUUGAGGACCAGGUUCUGGCUCAGGAACUAUCUCGGAUGGGAGAAAAUGUUCGCGCUUCAGCCCAACUCGACUCAUCUCACACUGAAGAAGAUGGAAACUUUGAACAAGGUCUUCUUCAUCGUGACGCAGAACGUGGAUUCACUUCAUGAAAAGGCCAAGAGCUUGAACGUCGUCGAACUUCACGGCAGUGCUUAUCGCGUCAAAUGCUUAAGUUGCAGUUAUUCGAUUAAAAGGGAAUUUUUCCAAGAAGCGCUUGUCACCUCCAACCCGUACGUCGACUCGGCCUCCGCCACCAUAGCCCCGGACGGAUACGUCGAAUUGCAAGAGAACGAUGAUAUUCAUUUUGCUGUUCCUGAUUGUCCAGAUUGUGGAGAUCUUUUGAAACCGGACAUAGUCUUUUUUGGGGAAAACAUACCAAAAGAGCGGCUCUCUGAAGUCAGUAAAUUGAUUCAUAAAUGUGACUCAUUACUUGUUCUUGGUUCAACGUUGACUGUAAACUCAAGUUAUAGAAUAGUACAUGCAUGCCAUGAAAUGAAGAAACCGAUCGCAAUAGUCAAUAUUGGUCCUACGAGAGGAGAUAAUUUUGCAUUAAUAAAAAUUGACACAAGAUGUGGUGCCAUUUUGCCUUUAGUCUUUCAAGAACUGUGGCAUUUAGAAAGUGGUUUAUUUUAAUUGUUAAAAAUUUAUUUAUUAUUAUUUUUUAAAGUGAUAUUUCAUGGCAAUUAGCAACAUUUGUUAUAAACAAAAUUGAAUAAAUUUGUGUUAUUCAGUCAGUCUUA
Messenger RNA from Cimex lectularius (bed bug), 1166 nucleotides. RefSeq names its product NAD-dependent protein deacylase Sirt4-like. NCBI's taxonomy places the organism in Eukaryota, Metazoa, Arthropoda, Insecta, Hemiptera, Cimicidae. The record is from RefSeq and is a predicted model, not a curated record. The transcript is spliced from 2 exons. The coding region runs from base 124 to 1059 and encodes 311 amino acids. Gene Ontology annotation, molecular function: NAD+ binding.